CAAAGCGCUGAAUGAAAUCAGCCGUCCUUCAGCCGCAACCUCUUUCCAAUGGUACCAAGAUGAGGGACCUACGUUGUUUGUGUCUGAUUUUGUCUUUCUUGUGGCAACAGAUGGUGAAGGCUUAUAAAUAUAUGAGUGGUGUUUUUCUAGUGAGUCAUUCAUCGAACCAGCAAGCCACAGACGGUUCCAGGCCACCCAGCAAGAUGGAUGUGAACCGGCUCCAGGAGCAAUAUCACUACUUAAAAGAGAAACAGAAGCUGCACACGCAUGUCGUUGUGUUUAAAACAGGUGGAAAUGGGAGCAUCUCCAAGGAAUCCAUGAUCAGUGCUGUUUUAAUUAACAAGAGUGUGAGAAAAGCAUUGAAAGGAAGAGAGAUCAAAGUGGAUUUGCCCUGUCACGGAAAUGGACAAGACAGUUCACCGUGGCGGAUACACCUUGGUAUCCACCGUCUGGCACAUCACCAGGGACAGCCUUGUGAUAGCAUCCAAAACCAGACUGAACAUAACAUGUGGUCUUGUGAAGAGUCAUUAGACAGCACUGAACCGGCCAUUGCAUUCUCCAUCAAAGAGGAAAAUUCACGCCCUCCUGAAGAGAUGGUCAGUUCCAACUCAACUCGGACAUCAGUAACUUCCAUUUGGGCUUAUUCCAGCCUUAACAUCUCAGCUUCAAAGCCCGUAUCUAGUAAGCUAUCUUAUUACCCUUUCCCUCAGAAGAAAAAUCCCAAGAUUUCUGAAGCUGCAAAGAAACUUGGGUUAUAUGUCUCCCAGUGAAAAUUUUAUAAGAGAAGGCAGUGGUCGGUCUAUCACCACAGCUAAAGUAGCUACAGCAAUUCUUUUUUCCUUAUGCACUGGUAUAAUUUGCCUGAAAUAUACAGGUAGUGUUCCUGUGAGCAUGAGAACUGAUGGACCUACAUAUACUGUUUUGAAUCAAUGUUUCUAUAAGGCAAUGUUUCCCAACCUUGGCCACUUUAAGAGGGGUGGACUUCAACUCCCAGAAUUUCUCCCCCCCCCCACCAUAUUGCUUGAGGAAGUCUGGGAAUUGAAGUCCAUCUCUUUUAAAGUGAUAAAGAUUAGGAAUUAUUGCUCUAGGACAGUGGUUUCAAAUUCAAGACCUGAGGACCAGAUCCGACCCACGGGGUGCUUAGAUCUGGCCCGUGGGACCACCCUGGAAACAGUGAAGGACCAGCCACAGUGCCUCUGCCAGUGAAAACAGAUGUUCUAUUCUCCUUCGCCUCCGUCCGAUUGAUGGCUUAAUUAGCCAGCACUAUCAGCUCUGGUAGCAGAAUAGCCAGCGUCUGCCAAGAGCUUCCGUUAUCUUCCACGAUGCUGGUGAGUCACAACCUUCAGCUCUAGUCAAUCAGUGGAUUUGCCUGUUACAAAGAGACAGAGCAGCUCUCGCUGCCUUUUAUAUCCUGUGGGGUGUGGCUCCAUGACUCAGAACUUCCUAGGCCUGCCCCACCCUUGCUUCUGUUGUUCCCUCCUCUCCUGCCUACGAAACUUAGGGUCCAGCCAGGCCUGAUUGCCAUCUGGGUCUGAAGGAGUGGCCUGUGGGGGGAAAGAGUCAGGGGAUGGAGGCCUCGUUAUUUCUUCCACCCGGUCUGCCUCUGGCUCCUGGAGCUGAGCCAGGGAAGCCGGUGCUCCCGAGGUAAGUCCUGACGGCCCUUCCCCCUCACUUUCCAAGUCACUUUCUGGCAGGAGGGCCGGCUCAGGGUGCGCAGACACAACAACAGAGCUCCAUUUUUGGCUGCGACGACCUCGGGAGGGCAGAGCGCUCAGACCAUCACAGAUGCCAACAGGACUGACGUCGAGCUAGCCACACUCUCUGCCCCCCCCAUCAAACACAAUCCUGAUGGGGCCCUCAAUAAAAUCGAGUUUGACACCCCUGCUCUAGGAGUAUGUAUGCAAUUUUAAGGAAAGAUUAUGUAGAACAGGGAUGGCAACUUUGGCUGGCUGGGAGAAUUUUGGGAGUUGAAGUCCACAAGUCUUAAAGGUUGCCAAGGUUGGAUGCCCCCGAUGUAGAAUUGCAGCUACUUCCACACUUCUGCUUCUCACAUAGGGUGAGAGAAUGCGGAAAUUAUGUUUGCUUCUCAAGGAAUUGUUAUUAUUAUUGCUCAGCUAGCCCAAUAUUCAUUAGAAGAAAAGGGAAAUUUCUCCCCUAAUUCUAUAGAGGGAAAUGCAAUAAGGAAAUGACUGGUCACCUAGUGGCAGAUGCAUGGAGAUACCAGGCAUUGAGAUUUCCCUCCCAGAUUGGAAAUGAGUUGAAUUCAGUGGUGGGAUUCAGCCAGUUCGCACCACUUCGGGAGAACCUGUUGUUAACUUUCUGAGCAGUUUGGCAAACUGGUUUUUUUUUAAAUUAUUUAUUUACAUUUAUAUCCCGCCCUUCUCCGAAGACUCAGGGCGGCUUACAGUGUGUAAGGCAAUAGUCUCAUUCUAUUUGUAUAAAGUCAACUUAUUGCCCCCCCAACAAUCUGGGUCCUCAUUUUACCUACCUUAUAAAGGAUGGAAGGCUGAGUCAACCUUGGGCCUGGUGGGAUUCUAGCCUGCAGUAAUUGCAGGCUGCUGUGUUUUAAUAACAGGCUAUCUUACAGCCGGAGCCACCACGGCCCUUUUGGAAGAAAUUUGGAAGAAAUCGUUAGGGCAAGAGAACCGGUUGUUAAAUUACUUGAAUCCCAUCACUGGUUGAAUUCCACCACUCCAGAUUCAAACCAGAAGCUUGAAUGUGUUGUAUUUUAAUGUCAACCUAUUAGCUAUAUUUUCUUAAAAUGUAUUUUGAGUGAAUAACACUCUAAACUAGCAUAAACGUGUUUUCAAGAUUCACUGUGAAGAGAGAAAAGAACUGCCCUGUGGAAAUUUUCACUGUCUUAAUGGUUAAUAACUGUACCUGUGCAGACAGUCCUUGACUUACAACCCUUCAGCAACUGUUUAGCACUGAAAACAGUGACUUAUAACCAGUCCUUGCACUUAAAGCUGUCGCAGCAUCCUCUCCCAGCUACAUAAUCAAAAUUUGGGUGCUUGGUAACUCCUUUGUAUUUAGGGUGGUUGCAGUGUCCAAGGUUUAUGUGAAUGUCAUUUGUGACCUUCCCAGUGAGCUUCAGAGAAGCAAAGCCAACUGGGAAACCAGAUUUGCUUAAUAGCCAUAUGAAUCAUUUAACAACCGCGGUGAUUCACUUAACCAAUUUCGUUGUAUACAUGAUGUACAAUGACAACAAAGGCUAUACUAUACUAUAACAACUGUGGCAAAAAGGUCAUAUAAUUGGCUGUGAGUCUCUUAACAACUGCUUUGCUCAGCAAGGGAAAUUAUGGUCAAUUGUGAUUGUAAGUCAAGAACUACAUCCAUUUAUUCCAGGUCGGUAAGUAUUUCCUCAUUUAAAAAGAAGAGGGUUUGGUGGGUUAUUCCAAAUAUUCCUAAACACCUCUUUAUUCCUUUUAAGAAUAAAUGAAAUGUGGUUGUUUUUUUUAACAUUAAGUGACAUGACAAUUAGUCUUUCCUUUCAAAGAAUUAUCUUUAGGAAGCAGGAUACUCUUCCCAUUGUGCUGUAUAGCCACAAAAGCAUCUAUCACAAAUAUCAGCCUUUCCAAAAUUAUUAAUGUAGCUCAACUGAGCUAAAUAUAGGCCUCCUUAUAUGCAAGGCAAUCACAUACAUUCUUAGUUGAAAAUGAGUCCAAUUAACUUUAGUAUUAUUUCUCAAUAGACACAUAACAAGGGGAAUUUUAAAUAGCUGUCUGAAUUCGCAAAUUGUGAUAUCAUAUCUAGAAAUCAACAAAGAGAAUACUUUUGUUGAAAGUUGAAAGUAUAUCUUCUCUAAUAUAUCUAAUAUAUCUUUUUUCAGGCUAUACACUCCAAAAUCAACUGAUAAACCUUGAAAUGAUCUUUCUGCGAUCAUUAAACACAGCAAAUGUUUUAUAUUCCAGAUUUACUUUCUGCACAUUACAUUCUCAUUUGCAAGUCAGAAAAGAGAA
Messenger RNA from Ahaetulla prasina, 3959 nucleotides. RefSeq names its product chromosome 4 C9orf152 homolog (gene C4H9orf152). The coding region runs from base 12 to 770 and encodes 252 amino acids. The record is from RefSeq and is a predicted model, not a curated record. The transcript has 2 exons. Lineage: Eukaryota; Metazoa; Chordata; Lepidosauria; Squamata; Colubridae.